Molecule: messenger RNA, 1129 nt
Organism: Teleopsis dalmanni
Lineage: Eukaryota; Metazoa; Arthropoda; Insecta; Diptera; Diopsidae
Product: guanine nucleotide-binding protein subunit beta-like protein
Exons: 3
Coding region: 129-1082 (317 amino acids)
Biological process (GO): positive regulation of protein phosphorylation; rescue of stalled cytosolic ribosome
Cellular component (GO): cytosol; nucleus
Molecular function (GO): ribosome binding; protein kinase C binding; translation regulator activity
Source: RefSeq, a predicted model, not a curated record
ACAUUUUCAAUUAACUCAAUGCAACUAACUUAAUGAAGUGAUUGUGUUUGUCUCUUUUCACUUGCAGUCGUUUGUGAAUUCAGGUGUACAUCUACGAAGCGCGUAAGUCGAACUUUUCGAAUAGUAAAAUGUAUGAAAUUUUGGUAAUGCGUGGAUCCUUGGCUGGCCAUACCAACUGGGUCACCCACAUCGCUACAAGCACACAGGAUCCUGAUUUGAUUGUAACAUCAUCGCGUGAUAAGACGCUUGUUGUUUGGCGAUUGAUUCGUGAGAGCGAGAACAAUUAUGGCAUCCAACUCCGGCGUCUUUAUGGCCAUGCCCAUUUUGUCAGCGACGUCGUGCUUUCAUCUGACGGUAAUUAUGCGCUCUCUGCAUCGUGGGAUAAAAAUUUACGUCUGUGGGAUUUGGCCACUGGUAGAUCUACUCGCCGUUUCGAGGGACACACUAAGGAUGUUUUGUCUUGUGCUUUUUCGGCUGAUAAUCGUCAAAUCGUUUCUGGUGGGCGCGACAAGACUAUUAAGUUGUGGAAUACUCUAGCUGAAUGUAAAUACACCAUCGAUGAAGAUGGUCACAAUGAUUGGAUUUCAUGUGUACGCUUCUCGCCAAAUCUGGCCCAUCCUUUGAUAGUUUCAGCUGGUUGGGAUCGUACGGUUAAAGUUUGGAAUUUAACCAAUUGCACUUUGAAGAACAAUCUUAAAGGUCAUAAUGGUUUUGUUAAUACCGUUACGGUUUCGCCUGAUGGUUCGCUCUGCACUUCUGGCGGCAAGGACAGUCGUGCUCUAUUGUGGAACUUAAAGGAUGGCAAAAACUUGUAUACUUUAGAGCAUGCCGAAAUGGUAAAUGAUGUGUGCUUCUCACCAAAUCGUUACUGGUUGUGCGUUGCACAUGGUACAACGAUAAAAGUUUGGGAUUUGGAUCGCAAGAGAACUGUUGAAGAGUUGCGUCCAGAUAUUGCACCGGUCAAGCUACAUCAUGUUCAACCGGAAUGUUUGUGUUUGACUUGGUCACCCGAUGGUCAAACUUUAUACGCCGGAUAUUCCGAUGGCAUUGUGCGCAUUUGGCAAGUUUCCAUUUGCAUUUAAAACAACAUUGCGUUCAUUAUUAAUUAAAUCAAUAAAUAAUUAUUGUA